CUGUGCUCAAGGUUCAGCCAGGAGCCACGUUCUGCCCUGCACACGCAUUCCCUGGAACGACUUGAGCACAGAGAACAGGACCACAAAGCCUGCCUGGACAAAGCCCCGCUGCAUCUUGAAUAGCACCAGGAAAAGACCUGAGAAUUCUGUGUCCAGUUGCCAAGGGCUCUUCCCACUAUGCAGUGGCUUGUGAGGUUCCGGGUCCUCUGGGGCAUCCACAAAUCUUUCCACGCCUUCCACCCUGCCCCUUCCCAGUUGCGCUGCCAGUCUUUCUCAGGGGUUGGAGCUCCAAAAUGGAAUGACCACGAUGUACCGAAGGAAUUUAACUUUGCAAGUGAUGUGUUGGACUACUGGGCUCAAAUGGAGAAGGAAGGCAAGAGAGGUCCAGAACCGGCUCUGUGGUGGAUAAAUACCCAAGGAGAUGAGAUGAAGUGGAACUUCAGAGAGAUGAGAGACCUCAGCUGUCGCGUGGCCAACGUCCUCACGCAAACCUGUGGCCUACAGCGGGGGGAUCAUCUGACCCUGAUUCUGCCUCGAGUGCCUGAAUGGUGGCUGGUGGCCAUGGGCUGCAUUCGAACAGGGAUUGUCUUCAUGCCUGGGACCACGCAGUUGAAGCCCAAGGACAUUCUCUACAGACUACAAAUGUCCAACUCUAAGGCCAUCGUGACCACAGAUACUCUUGCCCCAGAGGUGGACUCUGUGGCCUCAGAGUGUCCUACUCUGAAAACCAAGCUCCUGGUCUCUGAGAACAGCCUUAAUGGGUGGUUGGACCUCCGAUCGCUGAUUAAAUCGGCAUCCCCAGAGCACACCUGUGUUAAGUCAAAGAUGGAGGAUCCAAUGAUCAUCUUCUUCACCAGUGGGACCACAGGUUUCCCCAAAAUGGCAAAACACAACCAUGGGCUUGCUUUUCGCUCCUACCUCCCUGCAUGCAGGAAUUUAAUGCAGCUGAAGAAAUCUGAUGUCCUCUGGUGCAUGUCAGACCCAGGCUGGAUUCUGGCUGCAGUGGGAGCCCUGUUUGAACCAUGGACAGCUGGAUCUACACUCUUUAUCCACCACAUGUCGCCAUUUGAUCCCAAGAUCAUUAUAAAGGUACUAUUCAAAUACCCCAUCACCCACUGCCUAGCUGCACCAGCUGUAUUUAGAAUGGUUCUACAGCAGAAAGUUGCCAACCUCAGGUUCCCCACCCUGAAGCACUGCUACACCGGCGGGGAGUCUCUGCUGACUGAGGAGUUUGAGCAGUGGAAAAAGCAGACAGGCAUCCUGCUUCGCGAGAUCUAUGGGCAGACAGAGACGGGAAUUACUUGCGGUGUCCUCCAGAAAAUGAAGAUCAAGCAGGGCUCCUUGGGGAAGGCCAUCUCUCCCUUCGACGUCCAGAUCAUCGACAACAAGGGCAAUGUCCUGCCACCCAACACGGAAGGGAACAUUGGAAUCAGGAUCAAGCCCACCAGGCCUGUAGGCCUCUUCAUGUACUAUGAGAAUGACCCGGAGAAGACAGUGGAGGUGCACUGCGGGGACUUCUACAACACGGGGGACAAAGCCACUAUUGAUGAGGAGGGCUACAUCUGGUUCCUGGGGAGGAGUGAUGAUGUCAUCAACGCCUCUGGGUACCGCAUCGGACCCGUGGAGGUGGAGAACGCCUUGGCAGAGCACCCGGCGGUGGCCGAGUCGGCCGUGGUGAGCAGCCCGGACCCGACACGAGGGGAGGUGGUAAAAGCAUUUAUUGUUCUGAACCCACCGUUCCUGUCCCAUGACCAAGAUCAGCUCGUCAAGGAGCUACAGCAGCACGUGAAGUCAGUGACGGCACCAUACAAGUACCCGCGGAAGGUGGAAUUUGUCCCAGAGCUGCCCAAAACCGUCACCGGCAAGAUUAAACGAAGCGAACUUCGGAAAAAGGAGUGGUCAGAUGUAAGCAGCAGUCAAGCCAGGACCGCCCGCCCCUGACCGUGGGAAAAUCCCUGGCGCCCUCAGUUUCCCCAGUACACAGCGGGAUGAAGAGACUGACGAGGAGGGGGCCUCAGAAGAGCUGUGGUCCCAGCACAUUCACCCUGGGAAGUUCAGUCCCCCUGCUGUGAGGCCCUGUUCUUUCGGAGGGCCGGAGUGAGCUCUUAGACUGGGGUUGCAGGUAAUAAAGUCCCGAUGGCCUCAGCCG
This is a messenger RNA of Chinchilla lanigera (long-tailed chinchilla), 2149 nucleotides long. RefSeq names its product acyl-CoA synthetase medium-chain family member 1 (gene Acsm1). Gene Ontology annotation, molecular function: fatty acid ligase activity; fatty-acyl-CoA synthase activity. The coding region runs from base 178 to 1941 and encodes 587 amino acids. Gene Ontology annotation, biological process: fatty acid biosynthetic process; acyl-CoA metabolic process. The record is from RefSeq and is a predicted model, not a curated record. The transcript is spliced from 14 exons. Lineage: Eukaryota; Metazoa; Chordata; Mammalia; Rodentia; Chinchillidae. Gene Ontology annotation, cellular component: mitochondrial matrix.